Molecule: messenger RNA, 1836 nt
Organism: Saxophila tyrrhenica
Lineage: Eukaryota; Fungi; Ascomycota; Dothideomycetes; Mycosphaerellales; Extremaceae
Exons: 7
Coding region: 1-1836 (611 amino acids)
Biological process (GO): proteolysis
Molecular function (GO): serine-type endopeptidase activity; tripeptidyl-peptidase activity
Source: RefSeq, a predicted model, not a curated record
AUGUAUUUCUACAAGCUAUCCCUCUCUCUCUGCGCCAUUGGCAUCGCUGGGACGACCGCCUUGCCGCCUCGCGUUCGCUCUGAUUAUGCCGUAAAGGAGCGUCACCCGGUACCCUUCAACUGGGUUGAAUCUGGCCCGGCACCAAGGGAGCAGAACAUCCACUUGCAAAUUGGCCUGAAGCAGAGCAAUGAAGGCCAGAUCGAGAAACACUUAGUGGAGACCUCUGACCCCAAGCAUGAACGCUAUGGACAGCACCUCAGUCUCGCCGAUGUGCACAACAUGGUCAAGCCGUCCGAAGAGACGUUGGAGCUUGUCAGUGCUUGGCUCGAGGAUCAUGGCAUCCGCGAAUACGUGCACAACCCGUCGAAGGACUGGGUAUCGGUUAUGAUGCCCAUCGAGAAGGCCGAAGAGCUUCUGCAGACCAAGUAUUCGACCUACAAGAACUGGAACGGAGCUGAAGUGUCUCGUGCACCGGAAUGGUCACUGCCCCAGCAUCUGCACGAGCACAUCGAUGUUGUGCAGCCGACGACAUCCUUCUUCCGUGCAUCGCCUCAGACCUACCAGCCUCUGAUGGACGAUGCGAAUGCUGUCCACCAAUGGUGGGAACAGUCUGGAGCGGCUCGGUAUACAGAGACUGAUGACGAGGCCUCUGGUGCAUCGAUCUCGAAGAUCUGCAACAUUUCUUUCACCACGCCAAAGUGUAUUCGCACUCUGUACGGGACGAUUGAUUACAAACCUCAAGUCCCAGGCAAGAACAAGAUUGGAAUUACCAACUAUCUGAACGAGACGAGUAAGCGCUCAGAUGUUGCAAAAUUCCUGCGCAACUUCCGCCCUGCUGCCGCAAAAGCCGCUCAUGAGUUUGAAAUUAUCCAGAUUGCCAACGGCAACAACGACCAGGGACCGUACACUGCUGAGCAGAUCGAGGACGGGAAGAACAUUGAAGGCAACUUGGAUGCCGAGCAGGCGUUGAGCAUUGGCUGGCCCACUCCGCUGAUCGCUUGGAACACCGGUGGCAGCCCGCCUUUCAAGCCUGAUGCCAACACGCCUACUGACACCAACGAGCCUUACAAUGUCUGGCUUAACUACGUGCUCGGCCAGGACGAUCUUCCACAAGUAAUCAGCACAUCUUACGGCGACGACGAGCAGACUGUUCCAGAGUCCUACGCCAGAAGAGCCUGCCACGGCUUCGCCCAGCUCGGAGCUCGCGGCAUCUCCGUCUUCUUCUCCUCCGGCGACUCUGGUGUCGGCGCGAAUGGCACGUGCUUCAGCAACGACGGAAAGCACACUCACCAAUUCAUCCCGUCCUUCCCUGCUGGUUGCCCAUGGGUGACCGCCGUCGGCGGCACGAAAGGUUUCGAGCCUGAGGUUGCUGUAUCCCGCUACGGCUCUGGUGGCGGCUUCUCCAACUACUUCAGGACCCCUCAUUACCAGAAAUCCACCGUGCAGGCAUAUAUCGAGAGCCUCAACGGCGAGUACAAUGGCCUCUACAACAAGCAGGGUCGCGGAUACCCCGACGUCGCCGCGCAAGGCAACCACGACGUUAUUGUCUGGGCCGGCAACAUUACGACCGUCGGUGGUACUUCCGCAUCUAGCCCAUCUUUCGCGGCGGUUAUCGCACUCGUCAACGAUGCUCUGAUCGCCGCUGGAAAGCCAACCCUUGGUUUCCUCAACCCGUGGCUGUACAGCGGCGCGUACGAGGCGCUUACGGAUGUUGUUAGUGGGAGUGCUAUUGGUUGCAACACUGCUGGCUUUCCAGCGCAGGGAGGUUGGGAUGCUGUGACUGGUUGGGGCACACCAAACUUUGGCAAGCUGGUUGAUGUCGCGAUGUCCAAGUGA